UCAGACGCAGGGUUGUCAAUGUCGCCACUCUGGAUUGACUGGGCCGUGGACGAUACAAGCAUCACACACUUGGUUGGCUCGACAGACUGGCCAACUCUGUGUUCCAUCGCAAAUUGGCGAUUUAAUGUAGCGUGUUCUUCCUAGAAACGAGAUGUAUACGUAUCUUUAGAAUGACUAAAAGAACGGGGGAUUUGGAUUGAAAAUAUUUGGGUGCAGUGUUCUUCAGAGGGAAGAGUUCUGCUUUGACGGUUGUCGAAUUUUUUUUUGUGCCUUUUGUAUUUCCUUGACUGUUGUGGACAUUUUGGAUUCUUAAGUUUUAAUGUCCGUGUCGAUAUUUUUACUCUAACAUAUUUUUAAUACUAGAACGUGUAUGUCCCCCAUUUAUUUGAAUUGUUUAUUUUUGUUUUAUUGUCUGAUACACUGGACAUUUAAUUUUUUUUCAAUACGCGAACUCGAAACGAUAAACAACUUUUGGGAUUGGUCUCGCGAAAGAAUGCGUUUGCUAACUGGUUAGCUUGGUUAGCUAGCCAGUUAUUUAACUAGAGUGGAUGCUAGAAGGAAACCAAAAAUAUUGACUCAAGAAUUUCUACCCUCAAACGCGUUCGUGGAUUUUAAACAAUUUUCGGACUAUACAUCUGUUAAAUGAAAAACUAAGUUGACACCAUUUUACGAUAAGCACCCGCGCUGCUGUUGGGUCACUCACCUGCCACCAGCUGGGAUCCAGGGGCACAGAUCAUAAAUGACAAGUGCCUGAGGAUGUCGAGCAAGCGGAACCUGUUUGUGAGGCUGGUGCCCUGCCGCUGCCUGCGCGGGGAGGAGGAGACCGUAACGUCACUGGACUACUCCCACUGCAGCCUAGAGACAGUGCCCAAGGAGAUCUUUGGCUUCGAGAAGACCCUGGAAGAGCUCUACCUGGACGCCAACCAGAUAGAGGAGCUUCCCAAACAACUGUUCAACUGCCAGUUGCUCCACCGGCUGAGCAUGCCAGACAACGACCUCACGGUACUGCCAGCGGCCAUCGCAAACCUCAUCAAUCUCAAGGAGCUGGACAUCAGCAAGAAUAGUAUUCAGGAGUUUCCAGAAAAUAUCAAGAACUGCAAAGUCCUGACUAUUGUUGAAGCAAGUGUAAAUCCCAUCUCCAAGCUCCCAGAAGGAUUCACCCAGCUCCUCAGCCUGACACAGCUCUAUCUGAACGAUGCCUUCCUUGAGUUUCUUCCAGCUAGCUUCGGCAGGUUGACUAAACUGCUGAUCCUGGAGCUGAGAGAAAACCAGUUAAAGAUGUUGCCAAAAAGCAUGCACAAGCUGACCCAGCUGGAGCGACUGGAUUUGGGGAGUAACGAGUUCACUGAAGUGCCUGAGGUAUUGGAGCAGCUCACUGGAAUCAAAGAGCUGUGGCUGGACGGAAACAGACUGACAUUCCUACCAGGGAUGCUGGGCACUCUGAAGCAGUUGUCCUACCUGGACGUAUCCAAAAACAACCUUGAGAUGGUGGAUGAGCGGAUCUCUGGUUGUGAGAAUCUGCAGGACCUGCUGCUUUCUAACAAUGCUCUCACACAGCUGCCUGGAUCCAUUGGCUCCCUCAAGAAACUAACCGCCCUGAAAGUGGAUGAGAACCAGCUCAUGUAUCUGCCAGACUCAAUUGGGGGGCUGGUAGCCCUGGAUGAGCUGGACUGUAGUUUUAAUGAGAUCGAGGCGCUUCCGUCCUCCAUCGGACAGUGUGUCAGCCUGCGCACCUUUGCCGCUGACCACAACUUUCUUGCACAGCUGCCCCCAGAGAUGGGCAGCUGGAAGAAUGCCACCGUGCUGUUCCUGCACUCUAACAAGCUUGAGUCUCUGCCUGAGGAGAUGGGAGACAUGACCAAGCUCAAGGUCAUCAACCUCAGCGACAAUAAGUUGAGGAACCUCCCCUACAGUUUCACCAAGCUAAACCAGAUGACCGCUAUGUGGCUGUCUGAAAAUCAGUCAAAGCCCCUCAUCCCUCUACAGAAGGAGGAGGAUCCAGAGACCAACAAAACUGUUCUCACUAACUACAUGUUCCCUCAGCAGACCAGGACAGAGGAGUACAUCCCUAACUCUGACAGCGAGAGCUUCAACCCCUCUCUGUGGGAGGAGCAGAGGAAGCAGAGGGCACAGGUGGCCUUCGAGUGUGACGAGGACAAGGAUGAGAGGGAGACUCCUCCACGGGAGGGAAACCUGAAGCGCUACCCGACUCCAUACCCAGACGAGCUGAAGAACAUGGUGAAGACGGCCCAGUCGGUCGCCCACAGGCUGAAGGAGGACGAGUCGGGCGAGGAGUCAGGGCGGGAUGCCAGGCCUAAUGAGAGGAACCAUGUGGGCGUGCAGGACGUGGGAGUCAAGGUGAUUGAGGCUCCCUGUGCCAAUGGCAAGCCAGUGGAAAUGGAGCGCAAAGCGCCUGUUUGUGUCCAGGACUCUACAGCACCUCUGGAGACCUCUGAAUCCUACACCUCCCAGAAGACCUCACUCCGGACGUCGGACAACACUCGGACCAUGAAUCACGAAGAUACCCUGGAGUCUUUUUCUCUGCAGGACUCCGAGGAGCUGUCAUCCGAGGAGGAAGAGAUGAAGAUAGCUGAGAUGAGACCUCCUCUCAUCGAGAUAUCCAUAAAUCAGCCCAAAGUAGUGGCCCUAAGUAAGGACAAAAAAGAUGACAGUAAAGAUGCUGACUCGUUGCUAGACGAGAUGGUGGUCAACAGCAAUCAGAACAACAGCAACUGCUCGUCUCCCUCACGUAUGUCAGACUCUGUGUCUCUGACCACGGACAGCAGCCAGGACAACUCUCUGUGCACUCCUGAGAGAGAGGCCAAAAAGCCCUUCCUACCCAAACGCAGGCAAGAGGACGAGAACAUGAACCAGCGGAAGGAGAGCAGCACCCCUCUCCUCCAGAACGGCAACGGUUCAGACACAUCUCUACAAGCUCUGCUGAAGACCCAGCAGGGCUACGAGUCGAAGCCAGAGAAGACUGUGGGGGACUAUGACCUGUCCAUGGAGGAGAGGCUGGCCUUUAUUGAGAAGGGCAUCAACAACAGCAUGGGCGACGACGCCUACACCAAGUGGGACCAGAUCAACAUGAAUAUGGCCAAGCUGCCGCAGCCAGACAACAUGGUGGACGACCGCCCGAACGGCUUGAGUGCCAAGGAAGCCUUUCAUCACACGCCCCCGCCUUACAAAAAUGACAACUCCGCCACACCUUUCACAGACCACGUGGAGAACGGCAACCAGCUGGGCGACCACAUCGACAGCUGCUCCAGCGAGGGUCUGGCCGUUUCCCCCAUGAGGGUGGACUCUGCCACGUCGGUGGUGCGGACGGCUUCGGCCGGCGUGACGGCCAGCAGCGACACGUCUCUGUCACGGAGCACGGAGGAGCUGUCCCCGGAGAGACAGUGCCCGCCUUCUGUAGUGGCCAAGGCUUGGAGCGUCACCAACAUUGAGGCGGGAGGGAUGCAGUUGUACUCUGUGGACGGGGAGGGGGGCUCUUACGAGGGUGGCGUCGUCGGCAGGAUGGCUGGUGCCGGACCGCCAGGGCCCCAGGGCCAAAGCAUCGUCCGCAGCAAGUCAGCCUCUCUUCUCAAUGACCAGCCAUUCCAGGUUUACCCCGGCUCCUCAGCUUCCUCGUCCGACCUGCUUUCCAGCUCCUCCAAGCCCCCUGUCAGCACCUCCCGCCACCCUGUGCCCUCAUGCAUGGCCAUGGGCCCGCCGCCCCAGUAUAAUGUCCAGUACACCAGCAGCGCCAUGCCCAAAGAUGGCCUGUGGACUCCGAGGACACCUGUCCCCCCGGACCAGGGCUACCUCCCCACACCCCAGCAUUCCCUGGCCAAUACCAACUACUCCAACCGCAACCAGGCCCCUCCCUACCCAUUCCAGGCUCAGCAGAGAGGCCCGCCUGCGGGGCCCAAGUUACCCGUCGACAUCUGGGCUAAGGAGCGGCAUCUGCCCCUGGGUGGUCAGCCACGGAGCAGCACCCUUCAGAGGCAGAGCAGCAGCUCCUCCACUGCCUCCAUGGGGGACCCACGGCGCGUGCAGGUGCCCGAUGGGGAUUACAUGACGUACAGGGACAUCCACACCCUAGGCCGGGGGCCGCUAGCCAUGGCCCAGGCGAUGCAGAGACCUCUGUCGGCACGCACCUACAGCAUGGACGUGCCCGGUGCCCCCCGGCCCCACAGCGCCAGGCCACAGCCCCACGAGCUCCCAGAGAGGACCAUGUCAGUCAGCGACUUCAACUACCAGCACGUCAGCCCCAGCAAGAGGCCCAACGCCAGGGUGAAGUCUGAGCAUUCGCUGCUAGACGGGCCGGGAGGACCAGGAGUAGGGGGAAGGGUACCAGUGGAUUGGAGGGACCAGGUGAUGCGCCACAUCGAGGCUAAGAAGAUGGAGAAGAACGCCCUGUCUCGGUCCUUUAAUUCCAAUUAUGCCCCACUGAGCUGCUCUCACUAUGGCAGCUCUCGGGACGUUCACCACGCAGGCAGCCAAGCUUCUCUGGUCUUUAGUAAUGCCGCAGAUGGACGGCCGUACGGUCCCCAGGGCCUCUGUGAUGACGUGUUUGGUACCCAAGGGCAACAAGGCUACAUCACGGACACCCUCCGAAAAGUGCCUUUGAUGAAUGGUCAGAUGGGCGGUCCGGUGAGAAGCCAGGCACCCAUGGCCCGCCACCCCUCCAGAGAGCAGCUCAUCGACUACCUGAUGCUCAAGGUCUCCCAUGCCCAGCCACCACAGGGACCUCCUCCAUCACGGGCCGGCCAUGACACUCUGCAGCAGGAGAUCCGUGUGAAAGUAGAGAAGAACCCAGAGCUGGGAUUCAGUAUAUCAGGAGGAGUGGGAGGACGGGGAAACCCGUUUCAUCCUGACGAUAAUGGCAUCUUCGUGACAAGGGUCCAGCCUGAGGGACCUGCUUCCAAGAUUGUCCAGCCUGGAGACAAGAUUCUUCAGGUGAAUGGAUAUAGCUUUGUGAACAUUGACCAUGGGAACGCUGUGGCCCUGCUUAAGACGUUUCCCAGCACUGUGGAUAUGAUCAUUGUCCGAGAGGUAGCAGCAUAAAGACAGGAGUGAUGACCACAUGAGAACUGAAUGUCCACUUGAUUGAUAUUUUUAUACAGCCUGGACUAUAAAUGGAACGACUGAACUGCUUUACGGUGAAGAGAACCUUUUUGAGCUGUUGGUGUAAUGGGGGCUGGACCACUGCGUUAUGUGGACUGGGUGGGACGAAUCAUGCAUUGUCUACUUGCUCGUCCUAAAGAAGCCGCCACCUCUGGAUAUGUAGCCCUGUUAUUUUUUACUAUGUGAAAGCCACAGAGAUGAACAGAAAAGAAAUUGUUCUGUACAGACUAUAAAAAUAAUAAUAAUUAACCAUCAUGAAUGCAGAAUUCUAGUUGCUGUAGUUAAGCUUUCGUUUUAGUUUACCACAGGUUAGGGGUCUCAAUCUCACUUCCUCUCUUGCCCCCAUCCACUUCCCUCUCUUCUGUCAUCUGAUUUGCCUUUAUUUUUUAAUGGUGUCUUUUAAAAUGUGUAAAUUGUGUCUUUAAAAGAAGACGAUACUAAGGAAUCUUUUAGAGAUAAAUGUAGUACUGGGUGGUCCCCCCUUUAAGUUGUGAUUUUUUUAAAUAACAAGACUUAUACUUGGUGGAUAGUUCAGAAGGACAAUUUAUUUGCCUCUGCCUCAAUAAAAUCUGAGCCACACGUAAAUACAUCCAAUAUCUAUACACUCUUCAUUUCAGUUUAGGGGCAGUUACAGUAGCAUUGUUGGCAACACUGUCUUAUAAUAUAUAUCCCCUGAAGAGACCACUGCCUGUGCCAUCACUCACCUCAACAAAUCCUAACGGACGAGGACACUCACUCUGCUGAAUCAGCCUCCAAGUUGCUGAUGAGUUGGAUGCUGUAAACCACUCUGUAUGUGGAAUGGAAUUGGGACUGGUAGAUUAAAUGGAUCAUGACAUUUCUCAUAGAGGACUGUCUUUGCUUGGCCUUUAUUAUUCUAGCCCGCAUGUAAUGUGAGUGGGUCAAAAGGAAGGAGUUGUAACUUAAGGUAACCUAAGGAAAUGUGGAGACCAUAUCCAGGCAUUGGGCAGGUGCUGGGGGGAGUGACCUAUUCCGCAUCCAUCUACACGCUGGUGAUGUGCUUUAUACUAAGGAAAUGGAGGGUGUCAUUUGAGACACAGCAGGGUGUAGACCUGGUCUCAUGGACCCUCCCUCUCAUCCUGCCCGUGUGUCAGACUGAGCCUGUAUACUCCUGGCCUCAUGGACACUCCCUCUCAUCCAGCCAGUGACAGACUAAGCCUGUAUAGACCCUCCCUCAUCCAGCCAGUGACAGACUGAGCCAGUAUACUCCUGCCCUCAUGGACCCUCCCUCUCAUCCAACCAGUGACAGACUUAGCCUGUAUACACCCUCCCUCAUUCAGCCAAUGACAGACUGAGCCAGUAUUCACCUGGCCUCAUGGACCCCCCCUCCCCCCCCCAUCCAGCCAGUGACAGACUGAGCCUGUGUAGACCUGGCCUCAUGGACCCGCUCUCAUCGAGCCUGUCUCAGAAUAAGCCGCAUAUAGACCUGUCCUCAUGGACCCUCUCAUCUUGGCCAGAUUCUAAAGGGCUUCUCCUUUGGUUGCCGUUGGUGAACAGAAAAACAGCUAUUUGAGAUUGAAAACACAAUUUUCAUUAAAGUGGGGGAAAACAACCAGAGUUUGCCUUUGUGUAUAAAGGAACAUGUUUUUAAACUUGUGUUUUUCACAAUGUGUUGGGAUGUUGUUGUUUCAUACAUGGACUAUUUGCUCUACGCUGGAUCGAAUGAACUGGGGGAGCUGUCAAGUGCCAUAGACCUUGAACUGUUUGAACAAGUGGAGGGAGAGAGUGACUCUACCCUGAGACCCAAGCAAUAUUCACACACUUCACUUCAUAGCAACCUAAAUUGGCUCAAGUACAUGUCGUGUGACCUGACAUAAUGGUUUAAUAGCAAUAGUCAGAUGCUUUAUUUUCAUUCAGAAAGACAUUUGAUGGCAUUCUUUCUUUUUUUUUUUUUUUACAACCGAUGAAUAAAAAUAAGAAACCAUUUUAAUAAUCAUUGAUUGAUAUACAGGAUUUAUAUUGUGAAAUAUUUUCUAUUGAAGAACAGAAUAGGAUGUUAUGAAAGAUCUUUUCAGCAAAAAUGUAAAAGUUAAAGUCUGCAUUGUAUAAUAGUAGUGAAUGCUUUUGUGUCACUCUGCCCUAGAUUUAAAAAAUAAAAUGAGUUGCAGGUUUUCCCAAGCUAGACUGCUCUGAGAACCAGCUGGUUAUGUGUAUCUGUGCAAAUAUAAAAACAUUUGCCAGUGUAAAAUGAACUUAAUCAGAGCUGCAAAGGGAGAAAAAUGUUAUUUGUAAUGUUUGUAAUUGAAUGGUGUCAAGUUAUGAAAAGGCUUUUAAAAGCUACUAUGCUAUAGUAUGUUCACUCAGUAUGAUCAACAGUUUAUAUAUGUAUGUGUUGUUUGCAUGAAAUCACCCAUUGAAUUGUCUAUUUUGUGGUAUAUUUUUUAAUCCAUGAAACCAUGAGAUGUUUUUACUUCAGAAAAGGAAAAAGUUGUUCAAAUGUUUCAGUUGUGACAGUGUAUAUGAAGUACUUAACAGAGAUUGAUCAUUGUUUUUUCAAUGAAUGAAGAUGUCAUCAAUCCUUGGAUUAGGUAUGUAACUUACUACUGUACCUGUAUUUAAUUCAGAGUUACGUCAUGCAUACAGCUUAAGAUGCUUGAGGUACUGUAAAUGUGACUCGAAUGGAAAACACUGUGUCAAUGGUUUUGCUCCCAUUUUCUCCCCAUUUAUAUUCCCAACUGGACAGAAUUUAAUUUGCCCCCAAUUAAAACUGACCUAGUUUAUUUUCUACUUCCUCCUCACACAUUGAAACUGCAUAUAUUCCUGCCAUUGGCUUAAGUGGUAACAAUGACACUUCUGAAUUCCCCCUUGCACGAUUAGUCUCAGUAUGUCAUAUUUUAAGAAGUAAUUGUUUUUUGUGCUGUUUUGUUUAUGGGCACUUUGUUCUUGAAUAUUUGUAUCUGAGAAUAAGACCAUUAUGAGAUUUAUUGGGUCAUGUCAAAAAGAAAGAAAACUGUCCCAUAGAUGGUGGAGACAAUCUUAGACAAAAAUCUAUGGGGUCACCAAUUUCGCUUCAACAACAACUGAUCUUUUCUUCACGUUCCCACCUUAUUUUUAUUUAUUUAGCAGUCUUCUGUGACUUCUUAAACAUCACUAAUCAAAAUGUAAAUACUUUUAAAAAGAUACAAAAUUAAUGAAUCAUGGCAUUAGUCACUGAGUUAUAAAACCAGCAAUAAAUUGCAAUGCAGACGCAACCCUUUUAAUGUAUGACUUUCAAAGGUUUCUCUGGAAACGGCUACAGUAAGAAGAUUGAUAUGCAUAUAUUCAACAUUCCAGAUUUUGUAUAUAAUUAUACUGUUCCUGAGGUAACUUGUGGGAAAUAAGAAAUAAACUAAUGCUCUUUAAA
Esox lucius (northern pike) is the source of this 8473-nucleotide messenger RNA. RefSeq names its product erbb2 interacting protein (gene erbin). Lineage: Eukaryota; Metazoa; Chordata; Actinopteri; Esociformes; Esocidae. The coding region runs from base 757 to 5052 and encodes 1431 amino acids. The transcript is spliced from 27 exons. The record is from RefSeq and is a predicted model, not a curated record. Gene Ontology annotation, cellular component: adherens junction; postsynaptic membrane; postsynaptic density. Gene Ontology annotation, molecular function: protein binding. Gene Ontology annotation, biological process: neurotransmitter receptor transport, endosome to postsynaptic membrane; neurotransmitter receptor transport postsynaptic membrane to endosome.